Messenger RNA from Trichoderma virens Gv29-8, 561 nucleotides. RefSeq lists its product as uncharacterized. The record is from RefSeq and is a predicted model, not a curated record. Lineage: Eukaryota; Fungi; Ascomycota; Sordariomycetes; Hypocreales; Hypocreaceae. The transcript is spliced from 4 exons. The annotation marks the transcript as partial.
AUGGCCUCGACAACGACCAAGCAGAGCCCGACGUCCUUUGUCGGGACCAGCAAGGUCGUCGAGACUAGCUAUCCGCUCAUCGACAACGAUCCUCACUUUAAGCGGGUUGUUGGAUAUGCGAGGACGUCAGACUACGUAGCUGGUGCAACCUCUGCGGCCUUUGCACCGGCUGCUCUCUAUGCCCUCGAGAGGCUCGCCCCGUCGCAUGUUGGCAGGGGUGGUUUUGCCAAAGCCAUGCGGUUGGCCGGAUUCAUUGGCUUGGCCGGCGGUUUCCUCUACUUUUACCAGCGAUCAGCCCUUCGAUUCUACGGCGCCACCGAAAACUCAAGGGAGGUGGAGAUGGACAUGCGAGAGAUGGUUGCCAAGGUCAAGGCGGGACAACCUCUAUAUGGCGAGAGCAAACUGAGCCCGCACCUGCAGGGAGUUGCGGCCCGACAGAGCAGAUACUCUGCGCUCUUCUUCAGCACAGUACCGUGGUUCAACUUUGUCAACCACAACCAGCACGGCGUGGACACGGCCAAGUACUAUCAGCAGGCCGAGAGGGAACUGGAAGCAGAGCGG